AUGCAAGGUCUGGAAAGCGCCAUGCCGCGACCCGAAGGUGAUUUUACGUUUGAUAACAAUGAAGAUGCGCUGCAGGAUCUGGACGACGGAUUUUGGAAUUAUCUCGACCAGCACCCACUCAGCCCCCCUCGGGAAAGAGUCCCAGGAGAAUUUGGUAUUCCUGGUGGCGAUUCUUCGGGCGGCGUUACAGAGACUGCAGCUGGGAGCCAUCAGAGACCGGUGUGGGAUAAAAUGCGGAACAUUCUUUACGACUUAGCAGAAGACGAGUCAGGUCCUUCGAUAGUUCAAGAAUCUAGUUCCCCAAAAGCCAACGUCCCCGAGUGCGCCAAUAGAUCCGAUUGGACGACUAUGCAAAAUCUGCUUUAUGAUUUGGAGCAAAAGCCAACAAACUUGACCCGGCCGUCAAUACAUGACUCAUCCAUAGAGAGCAGUACGUCUGUUGCGGUCCCUGCUGUAUCCCCAGAAAAGGUCAAUAGUCCGCAAAAGGUUGAAGUUGACAAUCGCCCAGUAUGGGAAGCUAUGGGUAAUAUCUUGAGGAACCUGAAAUAA
Molecule: messenger RNA, 549 nt
Organism: Kwoniella botswanensis
Lineage: Eukaryota; Fungi; Basidiomycota; Tremellomycetes; Tremellales; Cryptococcaceae
Exons: 1
Coding region: 1-549 (182 amino acids)
Source: RefSeq, a predicted model, not a curated record